This is a messenger RNA of Gallus gallus (chicken), 406 nucleotides long. RefSeq names its product T-cell leukemia translocation altered (gene TCTA). Bases 15 to 359 code for a protein of 114 amino acids. Lineage: Eukaryota; Metazoa; Chordata; Aves; Galliformes; Phasianidae. The record is from RefSeq and is a predicted model, not a curated record. The transcript has 2 exons.
GUCCGGUAACGGCGAUGGCGGCGGUGUGGGAGGCGCUGGGCGCGCUGGGCCGCGAGCUGGCGGCCGAGUGGGCGACGCAGGACGUGCGCGCCGCGCUGUGCCAGCUGCUGCUGCUGUGGCUGGGGCUCAGCCUGAUGGCCACCCGCCUGGCGUGGCGCGCCUACGGCGAGGAGGUGGCCGCGCUCUGCUACCGCCCGGCCGCCCGCCGCCCCCCCGCCCCGAGCGCCGACAGCGGCCCGGCGCCCGCACGGCCCCGCGCGCACUCGCUGUCCCCCGCCCGACGCGACGGCGCCGCCGAGCGGCACUGCCCGCCCCGGGACAGCACGGCAGCUGAGCCGGGGAAGACGCACCGCGAAUGAGGAGCGCCCACUGCCAGCACCGCACCAUUAAAGGACUGUGCCCCCCC